GUGUGUGUGUGUGUGUGUGAUCUAGCGUUACAUUGGUCGGGACAGGAGGAGGAUCCUGCAGCGGGUACACUGCCCGCUACUGUCUCGAGCUGUCCACCGGCCCUGCCAGAAUGCGCGUGUACCGCUGGAACGAGGGCACGCGGACCGAGUAGAUAAGUUGGAGGCGCGGAGCGGGUGGAGUUCAGCGGCGCGGACACGCUGUAAACUUCACCCCCACACACACACACACACACACACCUCCACCCCCACCCCCGCUGACGGGACAUUAUCGCUUUCGACGGUGGAUGCGGGGCACGUGAAGCGAGCAGCGGGGACUCGGACAUGGAGACUCAGCCGGAGCGCGGCAGCGGCAGCUCCGCCGCGGUGGAGCCCUGCUUUGACAGGACCUUCUCCACCCUCACCGUCGACGACGUGUACGAGAUCGCCAAGCUGAUCGGCGCCGAGGUGGAGAAGCUGAUCGACGGCUACGGGAAGGAGAGCGUGGAGGGGCUCGUGCCGCGGAUGGUGAAGGUGCUCGAGCUGCUGGAGAGCUUCGCCUCCAGGAACCACGUCCAGCAGCAGCGCGAGGAGGAGCUGCUCAAGACGUUCGAGUCCCUCCAGCUGCAGCAGCAGAAGAAGCGGGGCGGCCGGGAGGGCGACGAGGGGCCGGACAAGGACCGAGCCCGGGAGCUGGAGCAGAAGGACCAGCAGUGGAAGAGGAGGUGUGAGGAGCUGCAGGUUCAAGUCCAGCAGCUUCAGGAGGACAAGGAAGAUCUGCAGAUCAGGCUAAAGGGCAACAACGCUCAGGAAGACCGUGUCCAGCGGCAGGAGCGGGAGGUGAUGUUAAAACUGAAGGACGUCGUGGACAAGCAGCGAGAUGACCUGAGGGCCAAAGUGCAGCAGAUCGGCACCAUCUCUAAAGAGGUGGAGGCGCUCCAGGAGCAGCUGGAGCGCUUCAUGAAGAUGAACGCCGAGCUGCGGCACAAGCAGAACGUGCUGCAGGCCCAGCUGAAGAGCACCGUGGAGAGGAAGGCCGACAUGGAGGCCGACCUGAAGGAGAAGAGCAAGGAGAUCGAAAACCUCCAAGCACUGCUGGACAGAACCAACAGCAACAGCCUGUCGAGUCCCAGUAAAACAGAGCAGCAGUCGAAGGAAAAGCCUCCCGACCAGAAGGAUCAAGAUCAGCCAUGCUUCACCAAGAAGGAGGUCCGGGACAUCCUGUUUGAGAGGAAUGAGCUGAAAACCAACCUCUUCCUGGUGCAGGAGGAGCUCAACUACUAUCAGCGGGAGAUACUGAGCGAGGAGCGGUGUCCAGGUUUCCUAUUAGAAGCUGUUCGCUCCACCAUUAAGAAAAGGAGAAAGCUCAUCAAGGCCAAGAUGCUGGGGAUCGCCGUCAACGAGUGCAGCAGCAGUGACGAGGAAGAGAGGACGUCUCUGUUCACACAGUCAGAAGUGGAUGGAGCAGAGGUGGAUGGUCCAGUGAAGCCGGAUGAGUCACGCAUUCGAAACUUCUUUGGCUUCCUGUCGCGGUCUGGCAGCGGCCGGAGCCCCACCCACAUGACCAGCUCCGCCUCCACCUGGGAGAUCAUCGGAGACUCGGAGGCCGGCGAGGAGGCGGAGCGGCCGGGGGCUUCCUGAGGCUUCCUCCCCGAUCGCGGAGUUUGAACUGUGAGACUCCUCCCGAGUGUGUGUGUGUGACGCCCGUCGUGUCCUCAGCUGUGACUCGUCCCUCGGUUCAGGAGAAAAAGGUCAAGAGGACUGUAAAACGCAGUGUGGAAACAAGUCAGGUUAUUCAAUCAAGGCUACUUUAAGUUCCUCUAUAUGCGAAUUUCAAUCUCAUCACGAGGCUCUUUUUUCACAAUCCAAGUGAGAAGCGGUGAUAAAACAGCAGAAUGUACAAUUCACAGUAUAAAAGGGACACUUUUUCAGAUGGCCUAGUGUAUUCAGGUACUGAAACUACAGUCGUGCCACUAUUUUAAGUAAGGUAAAAAAGACACGUUUAGCUAAAACCAAAGACAAUACUAACAAGUAUUUUAUGAAUGACUCUAAUAAUAUGACAAAUAAGGGUCACUUCUUUUCUGUAAAGUUGUUCUUUUUAAAAGUUUAAGAGUUUUAUCUCAGACCUCAUUAGGACAAAUCCAAGCCUUGUGUUUACUCUUGUAUCUUUAAAGCACUUUUACCCACAAAGAAAAAGAAAAGUUAGUAAAAGUCUUAGUACCAGUCUCUUCCAGCAGCCAGUUCUGUUUAAUCCGUCAAGCCUUAACGUGCUGCUUAUGUUAGAAAUAUGUUUUUUAGUAAAUGUCGAAGCACCGGGCCGGUGUGCCAGAAGUAUGUGCUGAUUGGUUGCACCAAUCUGAGCGUUGUGCUAAAGAAUCAGUGUGGAGAAUUCAGAGUAUCCAGCAGUAUUGAUCCACAUUGAUAUUAAUCAAUACCUCUAUAUGAAUACAGGUACCAGCUCACAGUUAGAAAACGAUGGAAAAACUCCUGUGGUGAUAAUUUAAUGUUUUAAUCUUAAUGAUUUUAGCUGAAAAGUCAUAAAAAUCCAAAACAUUAAAAUACUUCUUAAGUGUUUUCUGAGACGCUAUGUGAAAGUGAUGAAGCUGGUAAAAGAGUCAGUGUUUUGAGCUCCAGUGAAGACAUGAAAGACUUCUAUCAGUCCCAUGCGGCUUCUUUGACAUGUGAUCAUAACAUGCUUUCAAGUGGAAAUAUGUUUUAUUUAGGAAUCCAUUCAGCCUCGUUCCUAAAGCCAUCCCCCAGUUCUCUUUUGAGUGUCUGAUGGUAGGACACGUCAGAUCAGUGAUACUUGUUUAUCGACGACAUACGAACCUCCAGUCUCAACAUUGUCCUCUAAAAUACUGUGUUUCAAUAUAGAUAUAUAUAUAUAUAUAUAUAUAUAUAAUAUAUAUUUUUAAGCAUGUGUGUUAUCGAGCGGUUUUAAGAUGUGGAUAGCCACGGCAGUGUAUUUUCUGUAUAGUUUUUGUAAAAAAAAC
Salarias fasciatus (jewelled blenny) is the source of this 2969-nucleotide messenger RNA. RefSeq names its product Rab interacting lysosomal protein (gene rilp). Lineage: Eukaryota; Metazoa; Chordata; Actinopteri; Blenniiformes; Blenniidae. Gene Ontology annotation, cellular component: cytoplasm; ciliary basal body. The record is from RefSeq and is a predicted model, not a curated record. Gene Ontology annotation, molecular function: protein dimerization activity; dynein light intermediate chain binding; small GTPase binding. Gene Ontology annotation, biological process: cilium assembly. The transcript has 8 exons. Bases 322 to 1617 code for a protein of 431 amino acids.